CCAGUCGGUGGUGCUAAUGCCCUGAAGGCUGGUUUGCCAACCGUCGUAAACCCUCAUAUGAAGAAGAAGUAGCAGAAGAAGAGAACAGUGGAGUUCGUGUGGAUGAGCACUUACUAUUCAGUAUAAAGAAUGGCCUGACAUAAUAUCUGGACUACAAAGCUGAGCUCCACCAGCAGUUGGAGGUUGUACAACACAACCACCCAUCACUCUGGAUAUCUGUUUUGAAACUUGACCACCUCCAGCAACUAUAAAGAGACAAUGUACUGCCUCCAGUGGUUACUUCCCGUCCUGCUGAUCCCAAAGCCGCUGAACCCAGCUCUGUGGUUUAACCAUUCAAUGUUCAUGGGUUUCUACUUGCUUAGCUUCCUGUUGGAAAGGAAGCCAUGCACCAUUUGUGCCUUAGUGUUCCUUGCAGCAUUGUUCCUCAUCUGUUACAGCUGCUGGGGGAAUUGCUUCCUUUACCACUGCCAUGACUCUCCACUGCCAGACUCGGCACAUGAUCCCAACAUUGUGGGUACCUAGACUCCAGAGCCUCAAGAAAUCCUCCUCAAUGCUUCUUGGACAAACCCUGGACAGUGUCUGACUGUGAACGAUCAAAUAUGUAAUGAGAAAUGCUGAGAAAUUUGCAGAAGAGAGCCUCACUGAAGUCAUACUUUAAUCACAAACUAACUUGCUGUCAAUUUAUUUUUCAUUCUGUAAGGCAAAGCAGUUUCAAAUCUUGGUCCAUCUUGGUUGCUUGUAUGGUUCUUCUGUUUAAAAUUUUCAGCCCAAAUUUCCUUUAAUUAAUUGGAUGCUGAAAGAUUCUGAUGUGUGAGCAUGUAUGAGUUUUAUCAUAUAACUUUCUGUUCUUGUCAGUCAGUUUAAGUCCCAGGGUCUGUGGUGACUUCAGUGGUGGUGAAUGUCCAAACUGUGCUUAUUAGGGCUCAGUAAUGAGCUGUACUUGUGUGCAGCCCAGUUUGUUCAAAUGCCGCUGCAGCUUUUAAUUCAAUAAAGUUCAUAAUGUGCAUAAA
Molecule: messenger RNA, 1010 nt
Organism: Ictalurus punctatus (channel catfish)
Lineage: Eukaryota; Metazoa; Chordata; Actinopteri; Siluriformes; Ictaluridae
Gene: blcap
Product: bladder cancer associated protein
Exons: 2
Coding region: 259-522 (87 amino acids)
Source: RefSeq, a predicted model, not a curated record